AUGUGAACUCUAUGUGUAUCAUGUAUCCCGCCCAUUAUUAGUUUCCGCCAGAUAAACUUGCCGCGGCUAUAUAAAGUGUUGGGUUGGGAUGUCCAGAAUACAGACAAGUAGGGUUGAACCUAAAACAAGACAGCAAAAUGAAACGCAGCCUAUCCCUGUUUACGCUCUUAUGCUCGCUUCAGCCCGUUUUUUCGCUUCUAGAUAACGGUGUCUGUCUUCUCCAAGUGGACGAGGGGCCGUGCAGAGCAUUGAUUCCGAGAUAUUAUUAUAACACCAUCACUCAGAAAUGCGAGGAGUUUCACUAUGGAGGGUGCAAUGGGAACGCCAAUAACUUCAAGAGUUAUAAGGAGUGCCUGAAAACAUGCUAUAGAAUCCCAAAAGUCCCACAAAUGUGUAGAUUCCCCCAGGAGAUCGGCCCGUGCCGGGCCCACCACAAGCUCUAUUCCUUCAACAUGACCACCAUGCAAUGCGAAGCAUUUGGCUAUGGAGGCUGCCAGGGCAAUGAAAACCGCUUCCUGGACCUCAAAGUCUGCAAUGAAUACUGCAGCCCCCACAAAACCAUUCCUAUUCUGUGCCUGGAUUUGCUGGACAGAGGGAAGUGUGCGGCGUCAAUCCCACGCUUCUACUAUAAAGCAUCCAGCGGGACCUGCGAGGAGUUCAGCUACUCAGGCUGUGGCGGCAGCAGCAACAACUUUGUAUCUAGGAGGAGCUGCACGGACCUCUGCGUUAAAAGUGUCUGUCUUCUCCAAGUGGACGAGGGGCCGUGCAGAGCAUUGAUUCCGAGAUAUUAUUAUAACACCAUCACUCAGAAAUGCGAGGAGUUUCACUAUGGAGGGUGCAAUGGGAACGCCAAUAACUUCAAGAGUUAUAAGGAGUGCCUGAAAACAUGCUAUAGAAUCCCAAAAGUCCCACAAAUGUGUAGAUUCCCCCAGGAGAUCGGCCCGUGCCGGGCCCACCACAAGCUCUAUUCCUUCAACAUGACCACCAUGCAAUGCGAAGCAUUUGGCUAUGGAGGCUGCCAGGGCAAUGAAAACCGCUUCCUGGACCUCAAAGUCUGCAAUGAAUACUGCAGCCCCCACAAAACCAUUCCUAUUCUGUGCCUGGAUUUGCUGGACAGAGGGAAGUGUGCGGCGUCAAUCCCACGCUUCUACUAUAAAGCAUCCAGCGGGACCUGCGAGGAGUUCAGCUACUCAGGCUGUGGCGGCAGCAGCAACAACUUUGUAUCUAGGAGGAGCUGCACGGACCUCUGCGUUAAAAUUCCGGGACAUAAUAAUCGCCAGUACAACGCAAACAGACGGCGGGAGCGAAGAUACCGAAACAAUAUGGUUAAAGAUGAACUUGCUUAGAGGUUCCACCUCCUCAUGAAUGGAUCACUCAAUGCAACCUGGUUUGAAGUAGGACUAUCGUCUGCCAUCCUGCGGUGGCUGCCUGAAUAAUGACAUUGCACUGCUCCCUGUAUUCGACUACAGUCAAUAUUAUACUGUGAAGUGGGGCAGUUGAAACAGAGAGUUUCCAUGUGAAUGUGAAUAAUCCAACAUAUCAUUUUUGGAUUAAUGAGUAUUAUCAAGUUGGAGACUUCUGCACUAAUGUGACCGAUCUUGGAUUUGUAUACGUUGUUAUAUCUUGUAUAUGUACAAUUUAUAUAGAUAUAUGUAUAUGAAAAUAUGCGUGUGUGAGUUUGCACAGAUGAGUGUUUGUGUGUGUGUGUGUGUGUGUGUGUGUGUGUGUGUGUGUGUGUGUGUGUGUGUGUGGGGGUGUGGGGGUGUGGGGGUGUAGUCAUCUACAAUAUUCUGACAAUGGUCAAUUUGACUUUGUUCUUUUUUCAUCAAAUAAAAUAUAUUUGUAAUGAUA
Gadus morhua (Atlantic cod) is the source of this 1851-nucleotide messenger RNA. RefSeq names its product tissue factor pathway inhibitor 2 (gene tfpi2). The transcript is spliced from 8 exons. Bases 138 to 1346 code for a protein of 402 amino acids. Lineage: Eukaryota; Metazoa; Chordata; Actinopteri; Gadiformes; Gadidae. The record is from RefSeq and is a predicted model, not a curated record. Gene Ontology annotation, molecular function: serine-type endopeptidase inhibitor activity.